AUGACUGUUACCACGCUACCGUACAUGAAAACGAACCCCAAGCUCAUAUUCUUCACCGAUUUUGAUGGAACGAUCACCCUCGAAGACAGCAAUGAUGCUAUGAUCGAUAAUCUUGGCUACGGGCGCGCAAAGCGCCGUCAAGGCAAUGAGGCCGUCCUUGAGGGCACCAUGAGCUUCCGUGACGCUUUUCGCGACAUGCUGGACAGCAUCAAGACCCCAUACAACGAGUGCAUCGAGUACCUCAAGAAGAACAUGAAGCUGGAUCCCUACUUUGUGGAAUUCUACAAAUGGUCCAAGGAGAACAACGUCCCGAUCGUGGUGUUGUCUUCUGGCAUGAUCCCAGUCAUCAGCGCCCUCUUCGAGACGCUUUUGGGCGGCGAACCGGAUGAUCACCUCUACAUCGUUGCCAACCAGGUCGAGAGCCGUGAUGGCAAGGACAUCAACUCCGAGGGUGGCUGGCAGAUCAAGUACCAUGACGAUAGCCACUUCGGCCACGACAAGUCCCUGGAAAUCAAGCCCUAUGCCGCACUGCCGGACGGUGUGCGCCCGACCUUGUUGUACGCAGGAGAUGGCGUGUCCGAUUUGUCAGCCGCUGCAGAGACUGAUCUUCUGUUUGCCAAAAAGGGCAAGGAUUUGGUGACAUUCUGCGAGCGUGAGAAGAUUCCGUUCACGCUAUUUGAGAGCUGGGAGUCGAUUCUCGCUACCACCAAGGACAUCCUGGGUGGAAAGGUUUCCGUGAAGGAGGUUGCUCAAGAUGGACUGACUGCGGUCCACGAGGGAGCCAACAAGAACUGA
Aspergillus luchuensis is the source of this 795-nucleotide messenger RNA. Its product is annotated as putative Phosphoserine phosphatase. The record is from RefSeq and is a predicted model, not a curated record. The transcript has 6 exons. Gene Ontology annotation, biological process: dephosphorylation; L-serine biosynthetic process. Bases 1 to 795 code for a protein of 264 amino acids. NCBI's taxonomy places the organism in Eukaryota, Fungi, Ascomycota, Eurotiomycetes, Eurotiales, Aspergillaceae. Gene Ontology annotation, molecular function: magnesium ion binding; phosphatase activity. Gene Ontology annotation, cellular component: cytoplasm.